Molecule: messenger RNA, 1973 nt
Organism: Acanthopagrus latus (yellowfin seabream)
Lineage: Eukaryota; Metazoa; Chordata; Actinopteri; Spariformes; Sparidae
Gene: ndfip1l
Product: Nedd4 family interacting protein 1, like
Exons: 8
Coding region: 196-888 (230 amino acids)
Biological process (GO): positive regulation of protein ubiquitination; ubiquitin-dependent protein catabolic process; vacuolar transport
Cellular component (GO): endoplasmic reticulum; Golgi apparatus; perinuclear region of cytoplasm
Molecular function (GO): WW domain binding
Source: RefSeq, a predicted model, not a curated record
GUGUCGUGCUGUAAGCUGACCGCCGCGCUAGCUUCACAGUCGUUUGGAGCGCAGAGAGAGAGAGAGACAGAGGGUUUAUUGUGGCGAGACAGCGUUGAGUUUACAGUUUGUUCUCGGUUAUAUAAUUUCCUCUUCUCCGGGUGUCUCGGCGGCGUGAACCUUCUCUGUUGUCGACCACCAGCCGUUCACAUCGGAAUGGCCGAACCGAGCGCCCGAUACCAGCAGCUGCCCAACGAGGACGACCCGGAGGGGAAUCCACAGGUAGCAGCUGAUGCUCCUCCUCCAUACAGCAGCAUCGCAGCGGACAAUGCUGCGUACUUCGACUACAAGGAGGACGGGGCUUUCCCCAAGCCUCCAUCGUACAACGUUGCAACUACGCUACCUUCCUAUGAUGAAGCAGAAAGAACCAAGGCUGAGACUUCUGUUCCCCUGGUAACCGGAAGACAGCCUCAGCACAGGGAGCGCCUGGACACUUUUGACGAUGUUAUUCGCAGUUCACUGGAGGACGAAGACUUUGUGACCAGAGACGACUUUGAAGACGCCGAUCAGCUGAGGAUAGGAAACGACGGCAUCUUCAUGCUCACAUUUUUCAUGGCUUUCCUCUUCAACUGGAUCGGCUUCUUCCUCUCGUUCUGUCUGACCACCUCAGCAGCCGGCCGCUACGGGGCCAUCUCAGGCUUCGGUCUGUCCCUCAUCAAAUGGAUCCUCAUAGUCAGGUUUUCCACAUACUUCCCGGGUUACUUUGAUGGACAGUACUGGCUCUGGUGGGUGUUCCUGGUGUUGGGCUUCUUGCUCUUCCUUCGAGGAUUCAUCAACUACGCCAGGAUCCGCAAGAUGGCCGACACCCUGUCCACCCUGCCCCGCACCCGAGUCCUCUUCAUCUAUUGAGCUCCAUCAGUUCUCAUCACCUUUUUUUCUCUCCUCCCCCUCCACGAGACACCAUGUCUGGCUCGAUCCAACCUAACAGGGAGAGGAGAACUUUUUUUUCCUCCUCUGCUUGACACGACUCGGACAAUGUGAGGUCUAUCGUCCCUCUUGGUGUAAAAUAGUGAAUGCUGACAAAUCUGUAAAUCCCUUCAGUUGUUAGUGGUGAACUGUCAAGUGCUAUUUACGAUUAUGAAGUGUGUGAUGUAUAAAUUAAUGCCUUAUUUACUGUUUUACUCUCUGUUGGUACAGUAGCUGAGGCAUGCACUGUCUCCUGCGCAGCCACCAGGGGGCAGUGUUGUCUGUGUUAUUUUUCACCAGUCUUCAAUAUGAUGAAGUCAUUUGUAUAGAGAGGUGGCUCUCAGCCCAGGGGUCAGUGGGUAAUUUUGGGUUUAUGGGUUGAUUUAUGGAGUGUGAAAUAAUAUAUUUCGAGUAUCACUUUAAUGUGUUUUUAACCUUUCUGACCAAUAUGUUGUGUCCCUUGUGAAAUAGUAUCUAAAUCAGGUAAUGUAAGACUGAAAAAAGGGACAUUUUAGAGAGUUCGGGGCUGAAAAACUUGAGAACAACAUGUAUAAAGUGACCAGGAGUCAGAUUUCUCCUCAUGUAUUUAGAGGUUUUCCAAACUGGAGUUGUACAUGAGCUGUAAUCAGGAACAAGUUUACCUAUUUAUGAAACGUGUGUCGGCAAAGAGGCGACGCUGCAGGGAUUCAGCCUCCGGUUGAAUUGAUGAGUCCUGUCUUCUGCUCCCUGUUGAUUUCCACUGUAAAAAAAUAUAUUGUUUUGCCAGAUGUGAUUUGGAAACUUUGUCCUUUGACAAUUAUAAAUAUAUUAGUACAGCGAGCAUUUUUGACGUCAAACUAAAAUCUUGAAAGUGAUUUCUCUUUGUUCACCCUCAUUCUAGUCGAAGUGGAGUAAUUAUUUUUUAUUGCAAGAAUUUUAACCCUCUGACUUUGGAAAUGUUUGGAAUUAAAGUGUAAAAAGUGCAUUUUGUGUUCUGAGCUAUUUAACAAACAACAAGAAGCUUCCAGUAAAAGUAUCACAUGACGUAA